This is a messenger RNA of Soboliphyme baturini, 654 nucleotides long. NCBI's taxonomy places the organism in Eukaryota, Metazoa, Nematoda, Enoplea, Dioctophymatida, Soboliphymatidae. The record is from the annotation of a GenBank genome assembly.
AUGGUGCAGGCGAUUCAAGUGCUGCGGUUUCAUCUGCUCGAAUUGGAGAAGGGAGGGACAGAGGGAGAGGUGGAGGGGGGGGGCAACUUCGGUUUCCCUGGCAGCAUCGGCGAUUGUGGCACGCUGUCUUAUGCCUCGUUAGCGCUUUGCGCAGCAACGGUGACGGUCGCGUUUCGCUCGGUCGCUCUACACUCAAUUAAUCACAUUCAUGUGCACGAACUAUGUGAUAACUUCUGUCAACGAUACAUCAACUGCCUCAAAGGCAAGAUGCCGAUGGACCUGGUGACCGAGGAACGAGCCGGCAGCAGCGCCUCGUCCACGUCAGAAUCUCACAUUACCAACAGCAGCUCGUUGAUGUUUCCAAGCGGCAUCGGAUCAAACAUUUCCGGGCCAUCGGUGGCAACAGGAACGGUCGGAAGUGGGUCGUCCACCACGACAGUUGCUGACCAAUCGUUCUCUCAAAUGACCAACACUUCAUUAAGUCCGAAUAAUGGAAUGUGCCAAGCGAGUACAGGGUCGGCGUACGGAAGCCGCACGCCAUCGAGCAGUAGCAGCUGCGGUCGUCUGUCUGAGGAACCCGUCACGCCCGCCGGUGAUGCUAGAGUCGAAGAUCCGGUAAGCACGAGAAUGCUAUGCCAUUGCGAAGGUUGCUAG